CCCGUCCUAUGGCGCCCGCCUUUUACCACUACUCGCAGGUGUCCAUGGCAGACGACUGGAAAGGAGAGGGGCCCCCGGCUUGCAGGUGGGCAACGCGGGCGUGCCUCGUGGGGCUGCUGCUCGUGGCGGUGGCUCUGGGGUUGUCCCUGCUCAUCCUAGCUGUGAAGUUCAACAGCGAGGCCUGCCAAAACGGACUCCAGGCAGAGAGGAGGUGCCGAAAUGCCACCCACCUUCUGGAGGACCAGCUGACCCGCACCCAGGACGUCUUGCUGCGGGUGAAGAACCAAACCGUCUCCUGCAACAGGAGUCUGGUGGCCCUGAUGGCUGACUUGGAGAAGAAGAAGUCCGAGAUCCAGGAGUACCAGCUGCACAUACAGGAGCUCCAAGAACAGACGAUGGAAUUGAGACAGAAGCUGCAGGACAGUUCGGCAGAAUUGGACCAACUAAGGAAACAGAACAGGUUCUUGAGCCAGGUGACGACCCAGACCAAUGGUGGCUCCCUGGCCCCCUCCACCCUGCUGGUGACUUGGGCACUGGUGUUUCUGGGCCUCUGGGCGACAGGUCACAACCUGCAUUGACCGGGUCCACCUGCUUUAGGCUUCCAGGGUUCCUACUUGGUCAUGGGUGGGGGAUGGGGGAGGGGUCACGCACUUUUUGCUGUCACGGUUUGGGGUUGUCACUUUGUUCUGGGGUCUUUGAGUGCCAAAAAAUAA
Molecule: messenger RNA, 713 nt
Organism: Castor canadensis (American beaver)
Lineage: Eukaryota; Metazoa; Chordata; Mammalia; Rodentia; Castoridae
Product: bone marrow stromal antigen 2
Biological process (GO): defense response to virus; innate immune response
Cellular component (GO): Golgi apparatus; cell surface
Molecular function (GO): metalloendopeptidase inhibitor activity
Source: RefSeq, a predicted model, not a curated record